Messenger RNA from Portunus trituberculatus (swimming crab), 4803 nucleotides. RefSeq names its product protein kintoun-like (gene Nop17l). Gene Ontology annotation, cellular component: cytoplasm. The coding region runs from base 66 to 2597 and encodes 843 amino acids. Gene Ontology annotation, biological process: axonemal dynein complex assembly. The transcript is spliced from 2 exons. The record is from RefSeq and is a predicted model, not a curated record. Lineage: Eukaryota; Metazoa; Arthropoda; Malacostraca; Decapoda; Portunidae.
CUGUGGCUACUACGCCACUUGAGCGCCGGCGAGACUUGGCAUCUGCUUGUUGACUUCCCACAAACAUGGCUUCACUUACUGCAGAGACCCUCCUCGAUGGGAUUUCAAAUGAAGAUUGCACCCUGUUAGCGAAAUCCUUCAAGGACAAAAAGUUCCGCCAACUCUUGUGUGACUACGCUAAAGAAGUGAAUGAUCCAGAGAACCGAAAACAAUAUGAGGAAGAAGUGAUAGAGUUUGAAAAGGAACGUGGGGUGGAAGCUGUCUUCAUUCACCCGAGUCCGGGAUUCGCCUUAACACUGAGAGGCGAUGACGAUGAUGGUGUGGGGUUUGUCAAUAUAUGCAGCAGUGAUGUGGUGCAGAAACCGGAUCUGCAGGCAGUGAGUGGUGGGGGUAAAAAGUGCCAUAAAUGGUCCCUGCCGCAUGCUAUUGCUAAGCCACGGCGCGAGGCUGUGCAUGACCACCGGGACAGGUCAAGGAAACCAACAGCGGUGUAUGAUGUCGUGUUUCAUCCCGAAGCCCUUCAGCUGGCCUUCCACUCGCCUGUCAUAAAGCAAAGCUUGAUCGACACGGCCCUGGAUAGCCUCAGGAAACAUUACAGUGUAAAAGUUGGCAAGGUAGAGGAAGUGAAGGAGAAACAAUACAUAGGCAUGCCUGCCCAGUCCAUCAUAAAACGCCAUGUGGAUAAGAAACAUUUCCAGGCUGAUGAGCAAAAGAGUGCAUACAAAGAUCACAGGACUAACAUUAUUGGUAAUUCAUUUGUUAAUGUAAGUGAAGAGAAAAUUAGUGAAGAAUCAAAUUUUGUUGAACCAAAGUACAAGCUUAAGUAUGUAAGGAAAAUGGACAUUCAAGAUUAUUCAGUGCAAUUAAUACCCCAGUGCAACCAGCCAUGGCAGCCACAGGCCCUGGAACUUGAAGUGAACCUGCCACAGGUCUCCCGGGCAUCACAAUUGAACUGUGAUAUUCAGCAGCAGUCUGUUCUCCUCACAACAGAAUCUGAACCCAAGUACAAAUUGAAGCUCCCCCUCAGGUAUCCCAUCGAUGAGGAUCAGAGCACUGCUAAGUUUGAUGUGUCAACACAGAAACUGACACUGAAUCUGGCUGUGGUUCCAUCAAACAAGAACAGUGAUAAGCUUGUUUCACACAGUCAGUCUCCUCCAUCAGACUCUGGCAUUGAGUGUGAGCUUGACUUGAGGACUAAUGGUGAUAGUGAUAAUGUAUCGGAAGAGUCAGUGUCAUCCCAGGAUGAUGGUGCUAAGGAUGUGGAAGAAGUUACUGGUGCAGAGGAGGAAGAUAAUGUGUUUGAGCCAUCAUCAGCAGAGCAUAAGUUGACACUAGCACCAAAUUAUUCUGUUCAACAAAAUAAAGAGAGCAUGAUCAUUUCUCUGUAUUGUGGAAAUGUUCUUCCCAGCAGUAUGAAAGUUGAACAAGUUGACAAUUUGUAUGCUGGAAUUGAAUUUUCCUGCAUUGGGGGAGGUCAGACCUUGCUUCAUUACAGCCUUAAGGUUGAUGUCAGCCCUCAUAAGAUUGCUGCUUCUGGCCUGAGUCACAAGGAGGAGGAGGGGAAAGUGGUGCUAAUGGUCAAGAAGGCUGUGAAAGAGUUUUGGGAGACUUGCAAGAUUGGACAUGGAGACGUCAUGACCACCAUUAAUCUACCCAUCACUGAAGAAAAACCAAAGAAUGAGUCAACUGAAGGAAAGCAAGAUAGCCCCAAGAGUUGUGCUUGCCCCCCUCGAUCACCUCGGAUGGCUCGGACAGUCAGCAUGUGUGAAACUGAAGCCAGCCAUCCAUUUCGGCUUCGAGGACCCACCUGCUCUUGGCCUCGAGGGAUCUUGAAGCACCGUGUCCGUUCCUUGAGUGAAUCCCAGGUGGGCAACUUACCUUCCCCAGGUCUCUUAGGGCCCACAAGUUCUUCACUUGACCUUGAAGUAUUUGAAAGCAAGUCAAGAUAUGAUGAUGAGGAGGGAGAAGAGAGUGUUGAAGAGAGUGUUGCCUCAAGCCUGGGGGAGAAGAAGAGUGUUCGCUUCAAUGAGGUUGUAUCUCGGCAGCUUUUCCGGUCCAACUCCUCCAUUUUGGGUCAACGGGCCAAAAACCAACGCAAAGCCUUAAGGAAGCGCAAGUCUCAGGCACGUAGGGAGUCUGAAAGUGAGAAAGAUGCUGGCAUAAACACAUCUUCUGGUGAUAGUGACCUCACCACUGAUGCUGCCACUGAUGAUGACACUGAUGCUACUAACUCCAACACAACAGAAGUGGAUGUAGACAGUGAUGCUAACAAUCCUAAGGACAGCAGCAAUAUUAAUAGCUGUGAUGAUGUACUGCAAUUUCUGAAGACAGGGAAAAAGAAUAAGAAUAUGUACAAGUCAACUAAGCAUAAUAAUAAUAAUAAUAAUAAUAAUAAUAAUAGUGAUGACAAUAGUAAUAAUAAUUCAGGUAAAAGUGAUCUUGCCAGUGAAAAAACAAAUAAAGAAGAAGAAGAGGAGGACAACAGUGAUUUCAUCAUCAAAACAAGUAAAAAGAAGAAGAGGAAAAACAGGAAAAACAAGAUGCCUAGUUUUGAGCCCUCUAACACCCUUAUUUUCCAGCUGGACAUGGACAAAUGAACAAUAGGAGGGAGAACACCUUUGCAGCUUUCAUUUGCUGCCUAAGGGACAUAGGUACAUUGGCGACUUAUGGAAGAUGAUGUGCACUUACACAUUAUGAUGAAAUGCUUAUCUACUCCUUCAGGGGAAAAUGUCACGUCAGUGCAAAAGAGCUAUGUGAAUUAUUCAGACUACUUCAGAAACAUUAACUGUUGUAUCCUUACUUCAGAAACAUUAACUAUUGUAUCCUUAUGUACUUUUUUGUCACUAUUUUUUAAGAGCAUUGUUAUUAAACCUGUGUGAUUGUUCCAUAUACAUGCCAAAUUUAUACUCUAAAAUUAUGUUCCUUAUGUCUGGUAAAUUGAAAGUACAAAACUUGAGUUUUCUAAAUUUGAAUAUGAUGCAUGUUGAGAAUCUUAGAUCCAAAUGAAACAUGGAUUCUAUUCAGGUGUUACUGUGAUAGUAACCUUUUUCCUGGUCUUGUACUAUCACCUGUGUUACACCUCAGACAGCCACCUUUCUUACAAGACCUACACUGAACCUGGCUAAAUCUUCAGGGUUUUAAGAACCAUUCUAUUCUCUUAUGACCAUGAAAAUUUAGCCAGUGCAGUGUUUGCCCACACUAGCAAACUGUCUUAAGUGUAACAGAUGCUAGCACAAGACCAGGAGGGAAAGAAGCUUUCUUUAUAUGUAUGUUGUCACAUCUCUACAACUUAUCUUUUCUGUUUGAAAUUGUUUCACAUUUUCUCAUACAGUGUAUGUGAUUACAGUAGAUAGACAGAUAGAUAAUGCAAAUAUAUAUAUAAAGUAGCAGAAAGACAGUCAGAUAUAAUUAGAUAUACAGGAUGUGGAAUAAGUAACCCCUUUUUCUUUAUUUUUUUGUUUCUAUGUAUGAAUUUAUACAUUGACGAUCAAUUAAUUAGCUAUCAUGAUCAUAAUACCACCAGACUUCUUUUUUAGUUUCAAACCAAAAAGAAUUCCUGAAUUAUAACAAGUGUGUUCAGAAAAAUUUUCUGUAAUUACCUUGGGAAUGUGUCAAAAAGUUUGUAAAAGUGCUCCUGGGAUUGUAUUGAACAAUUUAACAUUGAUGCUUUUUGUGCAUUACUUGUUAUUAAAUGUUUUGUUUUAACUGCUGUAAUACAUUACUUUCAUUUCAAAACUACUAUAGUCAAUUUAUGUUCAAUACAAUUACUUAUACUGCACCCUGUAUGUUAAUAUUGUUUAAAUUUUCAACACUUUAGAUCUAGGAUUCUCAACUUGCAUCUUUCCUGUCUGCUGCAGACAAAAGUCUCUUUAUUAGGUCAGCAUUGGGUAGAAAUUUUGUAGUUGUGCCUUUUGAAGGUUUUCAUAUUCAGAAGUGUUUCAGAUUUUCACCAGUAUAGAUGAAUCGGUAUUGGCUGGAUAUUCAGAGCUCAAUAAUGUUAGUUGUGCAACCUUUAACCUUAUGUUGCUUACACCAGUAUAUCUCCCAGUGAUUGAUUCCUGUGAUUUAGUUUUGAAGGUGAUAUAAGUUAAUGAGGCUCAUUCUAGCCAUAAAGACUGGAAGUGAGUACUAAUAGGCCAUUCUGUAAGGGUGACUUCUUGUUAUAAGUUAUUUAAAACAUGCUUUAUAAUGUUCAGAGGUGUUGGAAGGAAUUCAUUGGAUUUGUAGCACCAAGUGAACAACUGACUGUAUAACACUAAGGGUGUUAUGGUUAUGUUUAUAUUGGGUGAAUAACCUGAAGCAUGGAAAACAAGGGCAUCAUGUUAGAUUUCUUGAAAAUUUGUUCUCUGAAAAUGUAAGUUUGUCUUCAUAAGGAUUUUGUACUAAUUUUUUUCCUAUUUUUGUAAAGUCUGCUGCUUAAUUUUGAGAGUAUGUCUUAAGACAUGUUUAAUUGUUUAGUGAUUGUUAAACCAUCAUGAUAUUAUUUUUUACAUAAUUGAAGGCUCACAUGUUUCUUAGGCAAUCACAUAGUUUAACUAAAGUGGUAGAAAAGUGAAAUUUGAGGACAAAGUAUUAGCCUCACUUUGGUGUUUUCAGUAGCAGAUGCACAGUAACAUGAAUGUCAAAGAUGGGUUACUAAGAGUACAAGAUUAGUACAGACCUUCACUAGAUCAUGAUUGCUACUUUGUCUUAUGUGGUGCAUUGUAUUCACUAAAUGCUAAUAGGAAGUAGACCUUUUCAACAUUUCAUUAUAUUCAAGGUAAUAUUGCUAUAUAAUGCAAAAUUAAAUCAAUAUAUUACCAA